Molecule: messenger RNA, 1373 nt
Organism: Ilyonectria robusta
Lineage: Eukaryota; Fungi; Ascomycota; Sordariomycetes; Hypocreales; Nectriaceae
Exons: 1
Coding region: 399-1160 (253 amino acids)
Source: RefSeq, a predicted model, not a curated record
ACGAACAAGUAGGCGCACGCGCUGCUCCCCUUGCGGAGUUGCGGAGGAACACACUGCUGCGCGGAAUCCCACCAAGGUAGCGGGCAAUAUUGCGACGCAGGUGUGUCGGACCGGUCGUUAAGUCCGCGCCGGACGCCGGGCGAUAGGCCCGGAUUUUGCUGACGUCCGCUUUGGGCUACUGGGGGACAGCCUCAUUGGGCUGACGGCAGUGGCUUAUUAUGGGCUUAUGAGAUGAAGAGCCUAUAUAGAACGGGCCUGGAGCCAGAAAGAUGACGCUGAUGAGGAGAUAGAAACCUAAGGCCUACUUACCGGUGCUCGCUUGAAUUCCACACUGAAAACGAGCAAAAUCCUCAUCCCAUCUCAUCGCAAACCGUCAGCUCCAGCGACCAGACAUCACCAUGCACGUCAUCCUCACAGGCGCCACAGGCCUCGUCGGCUCUGCAGCCCUCGAUGCCAUGAUCAAGACCAAGGACAUUACCAAGAUCUCCAUCCUCUCGCGGCGGCCCGUCCCAAUGGCCGAGGAGGCCAAGGACCCGCGCAUCAACGUCAUCCUGCAGAGCGAGUUUGACAAGUACGACUCGGAGCUGCUCAAGCAGCUGCAGGGCGCCAAGGGCUGCGUGUGGGCGCUGGGUAUCAGCCAGACAAAGGUCGACGCCGACACGUACGUCAAGGUCACCAAGGACUACGCCCUCGAGGCGGCCAAGGCCUUUGCCACGCUGUCCACGGGGGAGGCUGAGCCGUUCCGCUUCGUCUACGUCUCGGGCGCGGGAGCGACUCAGACGCCGGGCCGCUUCUCGCCCAUCUUCGCGCGGGUCAAGGGCGAGACGGAAAAGGCGCUCGCCGAUCUAACAGCCUCGACGCCCACGCUGCACGUCGACUCGCCGCGGCCGGCGUUUGUCGAUGCCGCGCACCACAAGGCCAUCCAGCCGUACAUCCCGGACCCGGGCGCGGUGCACAACGUCAGCAUGUUCUUUCUCGGCCCGCCGAUCCGGGCGCUCAUGAAGGGCAUGCAUUCGCCGACGCCGAUGCUGGGCGACUUCCUGACGCAGCUGGCCAUGGGCAAGAUGGAUGGGAGGCUGGAGGGGACGCCCGGCGCGUCGAAGCUGGGGCCGUCGUGGAUUGUGGAAAAUAAUGGCAUAAGGAAGUUGAUGGGUUUGUGAGAGUCGCCAAGUCGCAGGGGAAGAAGGGGGUCAUUCCGGACGUAGUGUUUAAUGGAAGCUUGAAGGGGGAAGAGUUCUAUGGGUUUGCGGAGGUCAGAUCGUCUCAGCUGGAAUAUAGUGAGAUACGACAGGCGCCAAGCAUGUUUUGUCAUCCAUCAAGCGCAGUAUGUUUGAGUAUGAGCUAUAGGAAUUAUCUACACUCCAUUUUGGAAA